AUGUACUCAAUCUUCACCAUCAUCAACCUUUCAUCAUGUGAGACAACAUUCAACCUCGAAUGCAAUUAUGAUGACCACAAACUAACCCCAACCAACAUAGAUGUCUAUAGAUGUGAAGCCACAAAUGAAAUUGUCCUGAAGGAACGAUACAUCAAGAAAGGAACUGCAACAGGCAAACUUGCACCUGGAAAGACUCUUGCUGACGUCACUGGACUUCAUGCUUAUUUCAAGACAAUCAAUUUUCUGCCAGAUUUUACAACUGUGUUCCCAAAUUUGAUUGGAUUAAGCCUUGACAUGUGUAAAGUGCUAAAACUCACAAAGGACGAAUUAAAGCCGUACCCAAAAAUUGUGCAUUUACAUUUGCAUGCCAAUAAGUUGCGUGUUUUAGAAAAAGACUUGUUCAUGUACAAUCCAGAUUUGAUCUACAUUCGAUUAUCGCACAACAUGCUGAGGGAAAUUGACCCGCAAGUCUUUGACAGCCUCAAAUCUCUAAAAUAUCUCUACUUUAAAGGCAACGAAUGCACACAGAAGGAUUGUGAAAGUCCAAAAGAGAUUGCAGAACUUGUCAAGACAUUGGAUGAUGAAUGUGUGAUUAAGUAUCGACCAGCACCGGUUUCAAGACCACGAGAGGAACGCAAAAGAGUUGUUAAGGAAAAGACGAGCAUUUGGAAGACUUUUGGGAUCACUUUUGGUACCUUUGGUGGAAUUGUUGUUGCUGUUGGCAUUUUUUAUCUCGUUCGAAAAUUGUUUUUGCAGUAA
Chironomus riparius is the source of this 759-nucleotide messenger RNA. Lineage: Eukaryota; Metazoa; Arthropoda; Insecta; Diptera; Chironomidae. The record is from the annotation of a GenBank genome assembly.